CUGUUUUAUCAAUUCUGGCCGUCUCGUUGCCAUCGACUUGGGUAGUUCAUUCUUAAGUUGAAAGCGAGUUUUUUUUUGUCGUGAUAGAAGAACGAACGCUGUGGAAGAAAAACCAGUUAUUUUGAAGCUGGGGCAUUUUUUUUUCAGGUUAAAAGACUAAUUCGAUUGCAGUGUAAAAGGACAACCACUUGAAAAUGGUGAGUAAAUUCUUCAAGGUAGUUCUUGGUGUUCAGUCUUUUCUUCAAACUUUAUCUUAGGUUGUUUUGGAUCAAAAUGAGCAGUUCUCGAAAGUUGUUUUAUUUAAACGCAUUUAGGUUACUAAUUUGUCACAAUUGUGAACACUUAAUCAAUUAUGUUGAACCUUUAAUUUGUUUGCACACGAUGAAUGUGCGCUCUAAGCCGUGGCAAAAAUAAGUUGAGAGAGCAACUACGUUUAUUUAUAGAGCAACUUAUGUGAUAUCGGUGAAAGUUGUAUUUGCGCAAGUGAUAUUUGCGGAAGAAAUGGUAUUUUCGAAAGAAAAACCCGUCUGGGCCUAUUAAACCUUCGUUUUGCUCAACAAUUCAUAAAAUCCGUGUCUGACUUUCUCACAACGACUCAAAGCUCUGCAUAUAUAUUUGAAUCACACCACGUUUAGAAAACAAAUGAAAACAAUCACUUUUUCCUUCUUGUGUGUAUUUUCCCCUGCAGUUCCUUGUUUUUACAACGGUGUUUUUCUGGGCGUUUCUGAGUGUUCCGCUCGUUGACUGCAGCAUAGACCUUCAGCAAGAAUCGUGGAACGAAUUGUCGCAUCAGUUCGUUCACCUGGCUAAAAAGUGUUACUUGUCGCGCGAUAUAUUCAUGAUGAGGUUGCAUCAUCUUACCGAUAGGAAUGUCACAUGCAACGAUGGCACACCAGCAGGGUAAGUAUGAGAUAGAAAGCGAUACAUGUGCUGAUGAAAUAUUCAUUGUGUGACAAUGAUCAAAACAAGAAUUACUAUGCAUAAUGUGUGAUAAUUUUCACAGGUUUGUGUAGUAUUAAUCCUCAAACGUUACAUUCAUGUUACAUAGCUUUUCGCGAAAGAUAGUUUUCCUUGACCAACUCAACGCCCAAACGUAUCAAUGGCCGCGCGCAUGCCAAGCUCUGAUGGAAUUACACUCAGGUUAAGAGGGAGUUUACGCAAUCAUAUUAUGUGAAGAAAGGUUGACUUUGGAAUCAGAAGAUAAGUCCUGAGUGGCUUCAACCGCCAAACUUAUUGCAAGAUCUAUCGGUUUUAUUCGAAAAUAAGUAGACUUGAGUUAUAUUCUAAGCAGUUUACAAAAGUUUAUGAAUGUCCUUAUUUCACUGCAUGAUCCAAGCCGAGGUUUCUAGAGGCAAAUUAAAGAACUCCUGUCUGAUCAGAAAAUGUAUAAUACUUGUUUUUGAUAACAAAGAAAAAUCGACAUUUUCAGGGUGUAAGUACAGAUUUGAAUAUAUCAGUGCUAAAACAAUGAUAACCAACACGUUGCUACAACGUGCUUUCCGGAAAAUUUUUCCUGUCGAACUCAACAAGAUUAAAAUCAAAGGAAACUAAAGAAUUCAGAUUCUUACAUAUCAACGUUGCCAGUAUUUUACUCUUGCAGUUCUUCGUUGCCAGCAUUUCAAUUAAGUGGGAAUUUUGAUUUUAUGCCAGCUUAAUGCGAUAUGGAGUCGUCAAAGGAUACAAACAAGACAACUCAAUUGACCUUAUGUGAAGAGAGCGCAGCACUUUCAUUUUACUUCCUUAAGUAAUUAUUCAGUUCAACCCUUCAAAAGGAAUAAUAACGUCAUUACUUCAGUGCAAUCAGGCAAAAUUUAAAAGUUAUAGGAAUUUUUUUUGAUUCACAAUUUAUGAAAUUUGAUGAAAAGCCGAAUACUUUUUAAGUCAACCUUGCUCUCAGGAAACUCCAUGCAAAGAACAGAUGUUAACAGUUAAAAUGGAAAAGACGACAAUUCUUCUUUGUCGUGUGGUUGGCUCCAACACAAAAUCCUUCCUACUUAUUUACAGCAUUGAAAAUGUGUUUUAGAAUAUCUAAAACUUUUCGAAAGGGUUCUUAUUAAGAUUUAUUUUUUCAAAUACUGGUAGACUUAAGUUUGUUUGCCUCCUCUUGGUCAAAUACUCUAUUUAGGCGCCUUAGUUACUUUCUUGGUUUCGUGCAUUCGUUGAUUGUCAGCAUCUGUGGUAUUCAAUUGUUGAUUGGACUUUAGUUAGCAAGUUCACGACUUAUCAAUAGUACUGAUUGACGAAUUUGCUCAAUCUCACGAAAAACAUCCAUACAUGGUCUUGUUUACAAAUGCUACAGUAAUUACUGUACAGUGAACAAAGCGAUAGAUUCCGUUACAGUUUCCUGUGUAUAGUAAUUUUCCUCCAUACUGUCAUCGUCAAAUCCGGCCCUGUUUAUCACGCUGUUAAUUUGAUAAUUCUGAAUUAAUUCUUCCAUUCUGAAUUAAAUUUCUUAAACGCUCCAUAUGCCUUAUAACGUUGAAAAAAAAACUAUUUUAACAAUUUUAAUGGCAGGAACUUCAAGUCCUUUGAAGGAUUAGAUGUUCAAACAUUAAGACAGCCUUAGCAAUCAAGAAGAGGUCAACUAAACCAUUGAAAUGAAAUGGAGAAAAAAAUUAAUAUCUCUGCCAAGUGCUAAGUUAAAAUUCGACUAUCUAAAGGCUAUAUAUCAGAGAGGAUAAACAAAAAAUGUGAUCUCUCCUCGCUUUAAUCCAAAAAAUACAGUUUAACUUCAAAGAGACUUCGUUUUAACUGUGACUCAGAGGUAUGAAAUGUUCAUCCGCUGAAUCCGAAGGUUUGUGGUUUGAAUCCUCUUAGGGGGGAGGGAGGCUUAGACCUUCUUUGUAUUAAAACAAACAUUUUUCUUUAAUUUUCGACCGAACCAAAAAUUACCUAUCCUCAUUCUAUAUCUAUUCUGAGUUUCAUUCACCAUUAGAAAGGGUGUGGUUUUCCAGCAAAAUGAACUGGAAGUCGUAAGUUUUACUGCGCACUGAAUUCGUCUUUAAGUUCCACGCAACCAUGUUUGCAUUCGGGUCAUUUUCAGAAUUUGGCUCUAAGCCGACCAUAGUACAAAUAACUAAGUUAUGAAAAUAAAAUCGAGAGCAAAUAAAUCAACAAAGAUAUCAGUAGUAAGAAAACGCCACUCAUAGAGUGGCAAAUCAAAAUUUUUCAAAAUUAUCUUUAAGUAAAGUUUGAUUUCUGUAACUGCUACAUGCAAUAUGAACUUGAUUGAACUUGAUUAAGGCCAGACAAAAAAUGGCAACUUUUGAACUCGGUCGUGGGAUGUAGUAAGAUCUAAGUCAUUUUUCGGGACACCAGCAAAGGAAAAGAUACGAGUCCCCAUGAGGGAUGGCACUUCAGUCCUUCGGACCAUUUUCACGUACAUAGGCUUUACCACUUACCAUUGACGUGGCAUGCCAUAAUACAUCGGCUUGCUUAGAUUAGCCACAACUCUGAGACAUUUGCACAAAGCUUUACGCAGAGGCAAUCAGGUGCAAUCGUGUGCUAUUUACAUCUAGUUUCUAAUCUUCAUUUAAAAUUUAAUUGAAUGUUUUUUUACUCCGAUAUUGAAAGCUUAGAAGAUAUGUCUGCUGAAGUAAAUCAGGUCAAAGUAGUCUACUGUGAUAAACAACGUAACCACGGAAAGUUUUCGUGAAUCUUUUCACGAAUUAUUUUAUCCUAAUUGUUCCCCUCUUUUUAUUAUUUGCAGGUAUUACUUGAGAAGAGCUCAUGGUAGUAAAAGGUGGAUUGUGUAUUUGGAGGGUAAAUAUAACUCAGUCGGUAUAUUUUUAGUUUUGACUAAGCCUUACUCCCUCACCCGAGUUUUAAAUAGAUUGGACAAGAUUAAUAAAGAAUAUAUCUGCGUCCUAAAAUGCCUCCAUCAACAUUUUACCAAAAUAACCUAUCAACAUGUCUUUUUAUCUUCACGAAAGAACACCUUUAAGUCGAAUUUUCAUUCGAUGGAAGAAAGCCAAUCGCGUGAACGUUUUACGAUACUGGUAAUUUUUGCGUAAAUGAUCACGCGAAACAAUUUUCCUCAGAAUGUAAAGCUGGAAUUCGUUUGCUGAUUGUUGAAAAAAAAAUUGCUAGUGUCACUCUGCAUUUUGUCCACUGUGCGCUAAUCAGAAACUACGUUGGGAAUUUCACAACUUUAUCAAAAUGAAAACAUGUUACGAACGGACUUCAUGCAUAUCCUCCGAGCCGAGAAACGCGGUUAAGGAACGUAAAGAAAACGGAUAACUAAGAAGGAACGAUUCGGUAAAAAAAAGCAAACAAAAAAAAAGCGUUGAACAUUCGCUUUUUAAUUUGGAAUGUCGUCCUUUUCAUAUAUAAAUGUUCAACGCUAGAAAAAUGCUGAUAACAAAUGCUUGUAAGGUGGUGUUCAUUGCGUUGAUGCGUAGUUCUCACCUUCAAUUGAAGUAAGAAAGAGGAUUAACAUGUCGUGGGACAGUUGUACUUUGAAUAGGAUUAGAGUUAUCAUCCAAAGAAUAACGAGAAAUGUUGUCAAGUGUUUCAUAGAUACUGGAAACUAAAAUUUAAUCGGACGUUUGACUGAGCGGAUGUGCUUGCCGAAAACCUCUUCCUUUAUCUUGUUUAGCGUGGCUAAAAGAGGAGAUGUCAUGAUCACGUUAAAACAAUGAGGUCUUUUUUUUGAAAAUUUUAAAAGAGAGUACUGUCUAAAACCGAACAUAGCAUAUUAACAUACAUUAAAGCGAACGGUUCAUUAAGUCCUUAGCGAUAGGCUAAAAUAACGAGCUAUUUUCUGACGCGGCUCUGGAUAAUUUGCAGCUGAAAAGAGAAUUGCAGUGUUUCUAAAGAGCUGGUAUCUCACACAUAAUUGAUAUGUUUUCAAACUGUCCAGAUUCUCAGUUAUAUUUCCUGUUAUUUCUCUGUAUUUAUCGGAAAGUUUUUAAUACGGCUUAUCGAAUAAUUUGAGACCGUUGUCUUAGAAGCCCUGAAAUUGAAUUGAUCCUCUCAGUUGCUGGUAUUUCCGCCAAGUUUCUGUUUUAUUCUUCGUGCCGUAAUUCAUUAGGGAAACAAAUAUUUCGAAUGUAAAGAUAAAGGAGCUUAGAUACUGUACAAGCUCUGGCCGCUUUUGUUUAGGUUUUUUUAAUUUUAAGAUCUGUUCUCAAUUUUGUUGCUAUGAUAUCAUCCGCGGAGGUUCUACUCUUCGAUUGCUAGCAGCACACAGUGAAAACAAAAAGCAAUUGAAACGAGUUAAAAACUUAUCUUUUGCAAAAAUACCAUAACUUCCCAAAAAUAGAAUGUAAUUUCAGUUUCCUGUUGAUUCCCCAGUGUGUUUUGACUGCUGAGGUAUUUCAUACAGCCCCUAAUUUAAACACACCUUCUUGUGAAUUUUUUUUUCCUUUGGAUGCAAGGGCUGCUUCUGUUUCUAUUUUCUAUUUGUCAACACGCACAAAAGCAAAUCUGUUCUAAAAUCGUGCUGCCUAAGGUGGAAAGGCCUUAAAUCACAAUAUACCUCAUCAUCAACUUUCUAAUCCUUGAUAUUUAUUCUGCUUGUUUCUCACCAGGUGGCGAAUUCUGUACCAGUGCAGAGUCUUGCGAAGCGAGAUAUUCCGAUAUGACUCAUCUGAUGUCUUCUGCUAGGUGGAACCCUGUUAAGGAAGGUAUAACGUAAAAGACUCUCUUCUUUUAGAUUCCAAGGCGGAAAACUCUCCGCUGUGUGUGUCGUUUUUUUUUUCUGCGGCAUAAAACGAUUGAAAGUAUCCAAGCAAAUGUUUAUCCUACAUGGAAUGCCCUGGCAAUUUUACAGAGAGUGGAUACUCGUAAGAAAGGAUCAAUUAAAGAAAAUGUAUCCCCUAGAUAGGUAUUAUUUCUUGGUAAUCCCCUUUUACUUUCCUUAACGGAGUCCCUAAGAGAACCUAAAAAUAACCUAAGCCGUGUCGCGAAUUUUCGACUUCCUGUGCAGGGAUUGGAAGUUCUUUACCUUCAAAUUCAUGCAACGCGCGCGGAGUAUGUGCAAAAUCACGAGAACUUCAAUAAAGCAGAAAGUAUUGUAGCAAAAACGUUGAAAAAAACCAAUUGGCCAGUGAGCAAAAGCGCGUCACCUUUUCUAAUAUGGUUCUCCAUCAUAUAUGUAAGAUGACGACGUGAAAUUUCCUGGCGUCAGAUGGAGUAUGUUUAACACGCACGAAGAUAUAGCCUGUCUCCCCUGAAAUUGACUGCACUUCAACAACAAUCACCACUGGGGAACAUCCGUCUAAAUUUGGUUGGCAUAUUAAGCGAGUUACAUUUAUUACGGAAAGGUUUUUUUUAGAAGGAAAAUAUACCCCCCCUGGUGGUUAAGUCAGCUCCUAACUAUAGCCUGACACGACAGCCGGACUGUGAAUCUAUCAAAAAGUUGACACAGCUUUAAAAGAUCGAUUCCGACUUAUCUUUCUGAUGAUUUCAUAAGGUUUUAAAAAGAAAGAAAACAUUUCUUGUUUACUGAUCUCUUGUGCUGUAUUGUCUUGUUUGUUAGGCUCCGGGAUACUCUCAACGAAACAACACCUAAAUCCAACCUGGUGGAAUGCAAAUCAUGUGUAAGAUUUUCAUAUUUAUUAACCUUUUUUUAACCAUCCUUCAUUGUGCAACCGGGGCUAAGGUAUUAGGUUAGGGAGAAAGUUCAUGUCAUUAAAUUAUAAGCUGCGAAGAAACCUCGCGAGUUAUAGAGUCACCUCUCUACCCGAUUCUUUAAUAGAAGAGGAUUUGAGAGCUGCGUAUAAAUAUUUUGCGGUCAUUUCAGCCAAAUGAUUAUUUCAUUUGGAGAGAAGAAGACGAUGAAACAAUCGUGGAGUCGGGUAAUAAAAGCAAGAGAGUUAAUAGUGAAGAGAUCAUAAACACCAAGAUGUCAUUAGUAGCUCUCUUCACUGUCUGCCAUACAAAUCUUAUGAUGUUAGUUUGGAGAAUUUGGUAUUGGAUCAAUUGAUAAUCUCCUGAUUGAUAUUUUUCUUUAUUCUCAUCACUUAUCUGCUUGAUGUUGUAUUGAUAUUGUAAGGAGAAAUUCUGUCUUGGUCCUCCAUGGGAAUUAGAGAGUUGAUAAGGGAUGGACAGGAUUGACAUAUUCAAAUUAAGAACACGCAAAAUCUGGCUUGUGAGUAGGAUCAUUUUGGCGCUUCAACACGAGCGGCGAGGUGCGUGCGUUUCGAACGCGUACGAGCGAUGUGAGGGUGCACGAAGCGGUGCGAGGGUUCUGUUAGUUUUCGUGCCCGACCCCUUGAAAACCUCUCACUCGCUGGCUUUGCUCACCGGCUCGAAUCUCUCUUCGCCGCUUAUGCCCAUGCGCAGUCUGGCAGAAUUCAGGCCUCCUUUAACAUUUGGGAAAGAAGCUUGUGUAUUCAUGACCGACGUUCUUACUUGUAAACAAAAGUUAUCAAUGUUUGUUAUUUUGUCGUCAGGUAUGUACCGUACUGCUCAAGUGACGCAUGGAUUGGCAACGCAUCAGCAAAUGAAACAGGAGGUACUAACCUGUUCCUUUACCCUUAAAUUACAUCGAAAUGUCUCAAUAACUAAAUACAAGUUAAGACUGAGUCCCCUCAAGUUUUACAUCUGUGAGAUUUUUAAAGAUUUCAUCACAGCCGGUUCUACGAUCAGUCUUAACCCUUCACGCCCUAACAUCAGUAUGCAUAUUCUCCAUACUGGAAGGAUAAUUUGUUUGACAAUAAAGGGCUUCUUAAGUUGCUGAUCAUUUCUUUUACUCUCGUGACUUAUAUGUGUGAUUUAGGGGUGAUACUGUAAAGAGAAAUUAGAUCUCAGUCACUCCAUCGGGUCAAAGGGUUAACUGCCCACAAUUAUUCGAUGGCGUGUUCAAUCCUAUACCACAGGUACAAGACCUUUUUACGUCGUGUUUUUCAGAGCGAUUCUCUUUUGUCGGAAGCAGAAUAUUGGAAAGGGUGUUUACGGAGCUGAUGUCAAAGGGUCUGGAACAUGCCGAACGUGUUCUUCUAGCAGGAAGCAGGUAUUCUGGUCUCAGUGCCAUAUUUUCGUUAACUUAGAAAACUACUUAGUUGUCAAGGCUUAGACCAGGUCUAUUUCAAUUGGAAGGGUGAAUUUCUGAGUGGGUCUUAAGCAUGUUCCCUCAGAAUAAAUUAUAAACCAGUGAAUAGGACCAGCAUACAGGUGUGAUCAAGUGUUGGGAAUAGUAUGAGAUUGCAUUGGUUUUCGUUUUCCUCGCCCUGUGAUUAGCUCUAAAAUACUCGCGCCAUUCCCUUAAUAAAUAUUUGCAGUGUACUGAAUUCAUGUAACAUCUGAACUCAGUCAUGCCCUAACUCACCACAGAGGUCUUUGUAGCACAGUUUUAUGGCAACGGAGCGCAGAAUGCGAAGGUCUGGGCUCGAUUCCUUAUGGGAACUCAAAACCUUUCUUUGCUCCUCGCUAUUUCCCACACCAACAAAGUCUUUCUUUAAAAAUCUAAUAUUUAUGAUUCGCACUUAUUUCGUCCUUAGUGCUGGUGGUAUCGGCGUGAUUCUCAACUUGGACAGGAUUGCCAAAAGGCUCCAGACGGGUGGAUUUAAAAUCGAUGUUCGAGGCCUGGCUGAUUCCGGCUGGUACCUGGACAUUCCUUCGUGUCCUGCAGGAGGAAAACACUGCCAGAGAGCUAAAAUCCAAGAAAACGUGACCAAAAUGGCAAUAGCGUAAGUAAACACGUAAACUGCGUAAAAGGUUCUUGGCUAGAACGCUGGUGAGACUCGCGCGAAAGAUCAAAUAUAGUUGUAACUCUAAUCUUCGCGCGUUAAUCACCACUUGCACGUGCAGGUAUGAAUCACUUGCGCCUUGUUAAGUAGGUAGGGCCAAGCUUGGUGUUUUGUUCUACUUGGCGCCUUCAUAUAUUAUUUUUAAAGGUUUUUUAGAAUGAAAAGCUUUAUUUAUAGCUUCAGUUUUUGUUUAUCAGUUAUUGGAGAGGCGUUGUACCUGACGAUUGCGCAAGAAGAAAUCCUCAGAAAAAAUGGAAAUGCUUCUUUGGUGAACAGGUGUAUCGUACAGAUGAUAAGUCUCCGAAACAUAGUAAGUCUAACUGAAAAAAAAAUGAUUUAAAAACGUUCAUCUAACUGCCUCAAGGGUACGAGAAGUGUGAAUGAAAACUUCAGAAGAGUAAAAUCAUUAGUCUAGCAGCUGGGCCUACUCUUCGCACCGAUCCUGACGAACUGUACAUUGAAACGGAGCUUCUCGAAAACGCUCCUCAAUGAGGACAUACUUGAAAACGCUGGUUUUGGCUCUGGACAUUUGAGUUUAUUUUUCAGCGCAUUAGAAAAUUUACGUUUAAAUAAGAAAAACAGAAGAAGCGAAGUUACAAUGCAAACCCAUAACAAACAAUAAGAGCAGAGGAGUGAGACGAAGGGGAUUACAAAUGGUAACUUUGGUAAAAUUUUUGCUUAAUUUUUCAACCUGCUCAAACUGUGACUUUGCCCUUCCCUUUAUUCCUGGUUUAAAGAAAACCCGUUCAAACAGUCUCCAAAUUUACCUCUAAACAGGUCCCUUGUUCGUUUUCCAGUGGUUGUACGAUAGCGCACAACUGGUGUGGUCAAUUGGUGCGCAUAUUAUGAGACCAGGACAGUUAUCUGAUGAGGAGCAGGCCCGGGUAUCUUACAUUGGGAAUGAAGUAAGGAACUCCUUCAAUAGGACCAAAGGACUGUCGUGGUGAGAAUUUUUUUUUUGGAUUUUUUUUUUGUUCGAUUCAUAGUAAUCAGGACCCUGUCUAAAUCCGCCCUAUAAAGUACGUUGACGUACACUGACGAGAAUUUCAAAGAGGCUAUAAGGAUUUCCUUGCUGGCGACGACCAUUUAAGGUUGUAUUUACAAAGGAAACGUCAUGUCACCAACGCUUAAAGUAUCCGCGGUCGGUCGGGGAAUGUCUGUUAACAAGCCAUAUACUGUUAUUGAUUACAAGUUUGAAAUAUAUACUUUUGCUUUGUCUCUUUACAGCGCGGUAUUUGCGCCAUCUUGCAUAUUCCACAGCAUCCUCAAUCAAAAGUAAGUAUGUUUCAAAAUUUACACGCUAUCUUAACAUUUACAAGGUAAAAAAGGAUAUUUAGCUUGGAAAAUUGGAAGGCUCGCGCCAUCAAUUAUUCUCGUUACGUUUCUGUUGAAAUCCUUGCUGACGAAAACCAAAACUUGUUACUGUGACUUAGUUGUCGCUUUCUGAUCGUGCUUCGGGCGUUGAGCAUUGCCACCGAUAGCGAUAUUGCAUGUUGUUACGAUGAAUCAGAAAAAUCUGGUCACGCUGCAUUUGUGGGGUGUAAUAAGAAAUUCAGUCAAAUACGACUUUUUUUGCUGCUAAUAAGUGUGGUUAAGUUUUUGAAUUGCUUUGCUCUUUUUACUCCAAAGUGACUGGCUGAACGUUUUAGUGAAAGGGAAGAACCUAAACCAGGCGCUUAACGAUUGGUACCAGUCCUCUGGCCAGACAACGCAGGACUGUCAGACACUCAUCGAAACGGAGUGUACUGUUCCACAGUGCGCUCUGACGUGUCCUUCAGGCUGGAAAUUAAUGGGUCAGCGGUCCCGCAGUAAACACACCAAACCACCGUCUGACUAGGUUGUGGUUCCAAGACCACGUAAAUGAGGGAGCCCCACGGAAAAAGGGUCUCCCAAGUCACUAGUGUAAUGUAGAAGUUGUUAAUGGAAUACCACUAUAUUUUAAUAUACAACAGAACACAUUGAUAACAGCUACUAUAAAUUUCUUCGUACUACGAAGUUAAUGAUUAAAAAACAGUUUAAAAACGCGUUACGAAUUUUGAAAAGGUCGACUUUUAAUUAACUAAUCAAGAGUGCUUUUUGUGGCCCUUCUGAUUCCAUCAUUUUCACCGAAAGCCCGCAAAACGGUAGGUACGUUGUGUAUGAGGACACAUAAUGUACUUAACGUAAUUAUAAAAUGAGUAACUUAUAAUAAAUAUGCAUGUUAUGUUCCCAUACAGUGUACCUGAGCGAUAAAGUACUCGGUAAAAUUCGACUCCAUUUUGUUUUGAUUGAAAGUAAAGAAAAGUGGCGGCAACCUGGUAAAAAAAUACAAAUCUUUUCAGACAUAGGUAACCAAGUUUUAUCUUUAGCCAUAAGAUGUAUCUCAUCCUUUUUUGGUAAAUUCAAUAUUUUCUUGCGUAAAAAUACGAGGAAAAAGAAAAAGAAUUUAAAUCAUGAGGGCCACUAUUAUGACAGAAACUCGUUAAAAAUUAAUCUUAUCAUAAUAGGAAAACAGAAACACCAACAACGAGACCAUUUUUCGGAGAUGGUAGAGUUGAUAGGUAGUUGAAAGACACUGUUUUGUUAUGUGCUAUCGACUGUAAUAUUAAUCACUGUAAUGCAUCAAAUAGUUUUGCUCGCGCGCGAUUGGUCUUAACGCAUCGCCUGAUCAAAUACGCCUCAGCUAAAACUGGGGAAUAUUCGAGGAUAUAAACCAAGCAAUAUUCCCAAAUUUUCAAACCUUGCGUCUUGAAAAGUGACUCGAAAAGGUGAGAGAGCGUUCAGCUAUUGUUACAGAAGAAGGGACAUUUUUGUUCGUUCAUUUAGUCGCACUAGAGACACUAAGAAAAAAAAUUAUCAUUCCACACAUGGCAAACAGUAAGCUGUUCACAAACCUUUUACCCACGCGUUGCAAAAAUAUUUGAAGGAUAAUAAACACGAUAGCUCGGACAUAACCUGUUUCUCGAAGUUCACAGUUUCCCCGCAAAACUGUACGCAUCUCGGGACAGAUAACGUCCGCGGGCAACUAUCCGUGCCCCUUUUCGCGCCAAAUGAGGGCUGUAGUUUUUCUAUCAACUUUUCAUUAAUUUACCAUCUGUUUGGUCGACCAGUUCAUCGUUUUGACUUGUUCGUUUCUCGACGGCUUUUAUUCAGGGCAAGCAGUUGUUGUUUAAAAAGCUGAGAAACGAACAAGGAGACAAGAAAGGCUGUUUUAUCAUUAAGCGCAAGCAAGGUUUAUAAUGACUGUCAUUUGUUCUGUUGUUAGGUGCAUUACUAAAUAUUAAAAAAUAUAACGACGUUUAAAAUCACUGAAUCCAAUUCUAUAUACAAUUAAUUUAAAACAAAUAAAGAAAUGUUCGAGUUGCAUUCUUCUACUUACAGUGUUUCGUCUCAAUUUUGAGGCAAUGCUGUAUGAAAGUAUAACUAAAUAUUGGUGAGUAUUUCUUACGUGUAUGUGAAGGAAUUCUAUAAUAUAUUUACAA
Messenger RNA from Pocillopora meandrina, 12154 nucleotides. NCBI's taxonomy places the organism in Eukaryota, Metazoa, Cnidaria, Anthozoa, Scleractinia, Pocilloporidae. The record is from the annotation of a GenBank genome assembly.